AUGUCUUUCUUAAUGCAGCAGAUGCUGGGGGAUAAGUUAAAGAACAUGAUGGGAGGAGGAGGAGGAGGUGAAGACUCGGGGCCGGCUGCGGGAGACGGGAAGGAGACCGCCGCGUCUAAGGGAAUGACCCGAGAGGAGUUCGAGGAAUACCAGAAACAACUGGUGGAGGAGAAGAUGGAGCGGGAUAAGGAAUUUGCUACAAAGAAAGCAGAAAGAGCCAAUCUGAGAGUGCUGCUAAGAGACAAAUACAGACUUCCACAGAGCGCACAAGACGACGCGACGGUCCAGAUAGCGGGUGACGACUUGGACGUGCCUGAGGAAUUGGCUAAAAUGGUGGAGGAGGAUGAAGAGCAAGAGGAAAUCAACGAUUCCUUCAUGGGCAGAUUGCAAAACAUGGAAAUGGACUUCGAUACGAUCAAAGCCAAAGCUCAGAGCACGAUAACAGAAGUCAAGCAAGCAGCCGAGGAAAAGUGUGUCCUGAUGUGAGAUCGUCGUGUUCGCUCUGAGCUUUUUAUCUGGCAAACCGUAUAGAAGUUGUAGGAUUUUCAUUAAACUUCAUUAUCUGUUCCAGGAAUUUAUUACGUUUGUAUGAACAAAAUCUUUCAUCCAAUACUGUAUGAUCA
Messenger RNA from Hemibagrus wyckioides, 623 nucleotides. It is a transcript of the gene cplx4c, whose product is annotated as complexin 4c. Gene Ontology annotation, molecular function: syntaxin binding. The record is from RefSeq and is a predicted model, not a curated record. Lineage: Eukaryota; Metazoa; Chordata; Actinopteri; Siluriformes; Bagridae. Bases 1 to 486 code for a protein of 161 amino acids. Gene Ontology annotation, biological process: neurotransmitter transport; regulation of neurotransmitter secretion; synaptic vesicle exocytosis. Gene Ontology annotation, cellular component: terminal bouton; SNARE complex. The transcript is spliced from 3 exons.